This is a messenger RNA of Mytilus californianus (California mussel), 2779 nucleotides long. RefSeq names its product delta-aminolevulinic acid dehydratase-like. NCBI's taxonomy places the organism in Eukaryota, Metazoa, Mollusca, Bivalvia, Mytilida, Mytilidae. Gene Ontology annotation, cellular component: cytosol. The transcript has 8 exons. Gene Ontology annotation, biological process: heme biosynthetic process. Gene Ontology annotation, molecular function: porphobilinogen synthase activity; zinc ion binding. The record is from RefSeq and is a predicted model, not a curated record. The coding region runs from base 36 to 1025 and encodes 329 amino acids.
UACCCAUUUCCGAAGCGUGCCACAUUGCAGACAACAUGUCGUGCCACACUGCCUUACACAGUGGCUAUCACCAUCAGGUUUUGCGGUCAUGGCAACAGACAAACACAUCCUUAACUGCCGAUAAUCUAAUUUAUCCAUUAUUUAUAACAGAUGAUGAUGACACAAUACAAGAAAUUACCAGCAUGCCUGGCCAAUCAAGAUAUGGUGUCAACACACUCAAGAAUGCCUUAGAACCACUAGUAGCUAAAGGCCUUAAAACUGUGCUGAUAUUUGGAGUUCCAAGUAAAUUGCCAAAGGAUGAUACUGGUUCUAGUGCAGAUUGUUCAAAUACACCAGCCAUCAUAGCUACAAGAAAACUUAGAGAAUGGUUUCCUAGUCUAAUGGUAGCAUGUGAUGUGUGCCUUUGUCCAUACACCAGUCAUGGACAUUGUGGUAUACUAAGAAAAGAUGGAAGCAUUGAUAAUGAUGCCAGCAUAAAAAGAUUGGCAGAGGUUUCUUUAGCCUAUGCCAAAGCAGGUUGUCAGAUAAUAGCUCCAUCAGACAUGAUGGAUGGAAGGGUUGGUGCAAUAAAACAAAUCCUUGCAGACAAUGGCCUUGGAAAUACAGUUACAGUAAUGAGUUAUAGUGCCAAAUUUGCAUCAUCAUUCUAUGGACCAUUUAGAGAUGCAGCAAAGUCAGCUCCUGCAUUUGGUGAUAGGAAGUGUUAUCAGUUACCUCCAGGUUCAUCAGGUCUAGCAGAGAGAGCUGUCGACCGUGAUGUACGAGAAGGUGCUGAUAUUUUGAUGGUAAAACCUGGUCUGGCUUAUCUAGAUGUGGUCAAGAUGGUCAAGACAAAGUAUCCUUGCCAUCCACUUGCUAUUUACCAAGUGUCUGGAGAGUAUGCAAUGUUAUAUCAUGGUGCUAAGGCUGGAGCUUUUAAUCUGAAAACCACAUUGCUAGAAGUGCUGACAAGCAUGAGGAGAGCUGGUGCUGACAUUAUUAUCUCAUACUACACUCCAGACUUAUUAGAUUGGCUUAAGGAAUGAUAUGUUUUAAAUUCCACCAAACAGUGAACAUGGCAUAGUUUAACCUUUGUCUUUCCUAUGAAAUACAACAAUUAUCCAGACUUAAAAGAUGAACAAGAACAAAAGAAAAUGCACUCUUCUUAUGAAAAAGUCGAGAAAAUCAACAGUAAAACAAUGCCGGUGACGAUACUGAUCAAAAGUUAUUUCUAAACAACAAUCGUAUAUUUUUAUAUUUAUUAUUUAGAGAGAUAAUUGCAUUAGAAGCUUGUUAAACUGAAAUUUAAAAAAAUGUUAAUCUUUGCUGCAUAUUAAUUAAAAAAAAAAGGAAAACAUCAUGAAUAAACAAAAUCUAAAGAUCUUUCAGGUCAAAAAUUUUCUGAGUGUUCCACAUAGUCUGUAGCAUGUUACUAUUUCCCAAAUAUAUAAAAAAGAAGAUGUGGUAUGAUCGCCAAUGAGACAACUCGCCACAAGAGACCACAUAACAAAGAAAUUAACAGCUAUAGGUCACCGUACAGCCUUCAACAAUGAGCAAAAUACCUUUUUUCACGUCUUAAGUUUUCGAGUACACUGGUCUACUCUUGUCACAUGAACUUUCCAUAUAGAAAUAUUGUCUUAUCUUGAAUAUAACAAUUUAAAAGUCAUGUUUCUGCAGGUUAAAAAAUUAAAGAUAACUAUUUUUCUCAAGUAAGUUGUCUGUUAAAAUAUUUUUACUAUGUUUUAUAUGAUUCUAAGAAAAGGUUGCCUCUAUUUCUGUACAUGUAUUUGCGGUCUUCUUGAUCUAUUCACUUUCAAUGUUUACAUCGGGAUAAGGUCUUGUUUGAAUUUGCUUAGUAACUUAAUUUCAGAAGAGUUAAUCUUUGCUGCAUAUCAAUCGAUUCCAUUGGUUAUUUCCCCUGUAUUUCUUUGAUUUAGCUGCAUACAUAUAUGGACAAUUGGUGUUUUCCAGAGAGGUAAAUAGCCAGUAAAAAUAUAGUUUGAAGUUGGUACUCCUGAAAUUUGUUCGCAUAGCAACAUUUUAACCAAUUUUACACAAAGUUCCUAUAGCCUGCUGUACUCAUUGUUUGCUACUUUGGGAGGGAAAUGAUAACAUUAUAUGAAAAUUUUGUUUUUAUUUCAAUUACGUGUUAUUGUUACUAUUUACCAGAACAUUUUCUUGUGAAUUUAUAAUUAUCGUUACUAUUUACCAGAACAUUUUCUUGUGAAUUUAUAAUUAUCGUUACUAUUUACCAGAAUGUUUUCUUGUGAAUUUAUAAUUAAUAGCCAUCCUUGCUAAAACUAGACAAACAUUAUUUAAAAUAAAAAUUUAGUUCAAGUAACAUAUAGGAUUUCUAAAAUAGAGAACUCUAGAUAGCUACCAAGGACAGUGCAUAUUUACUUAUUAUUUUUAAUUAGUGACAUUUGUAGGGUUUUAUUAUUAAUAUUUAUUAUACUAUUACCCCGGUACUUGAUAAAUUCAGAAAGAGUUUGUUGCACUUCAAACAGUCAUCAUAAUAAAAAUAUGCAAACAUUCCAAACAUGAAUCAACUGUUGAAUGAUUUUUGUCUCCCUUCUUUCCAUGGGGAGGCAUGUUGUUAACAUUCCAAUAGAAUAUUGUAUCUAACUUUCUUAUGUUGGUGCUAUGUAUAUAAAGUCACCUUUGUUGUUACAAUAUGAGUAUUUAAGGUACUUGGCAAUGAUAAGCAGGCAUUUAUUAUUGAUAGGUGCUUUUCUAAUUGAUGUUAGAUUUGAAUUUACAUAAUAAAUUUAUAAUAGUCACUCUAUUUUAUACAGUUUUA